GAGUAGCAUCCGCCGCGUCGCGUUCGUCGGUGUUGGGUCGCGUGGUUUGUACGAUGACUGCCUCUCACGCGGCAGCGUGGUACCUCCCCGCCGUCCCCGUGCGGCGCCGCGGCCGUUCCGUUUCCGACGUGUCGGAGUUGUGAAGGGGGCUCCACCACUCGGCAGGCGGCUCGGCGGCUCGGCAGCAUGGCAGCGGACGCGGCGAGGAGUAAAGCGCUUCUUAAGGAGCUCCUGGGCAAACCCGGAAAUGGACGUUGUGCCGAUUGCGGAGCCCCAGACCCGGACUGGGCAUCUUACACCCUGGGUGUCUUUAUGUGCCAAAGCUGCUCAGGCCUCCACAGAAAUAUUCCUCAUAUCAGCAGAGUCAAGUCUGUUCUGCUGGACCCUUGGAGCUCGUCUGAGAUAGAGUUUCUUGCCUCCACGGGUAACAAUGCUGCCAAGGUCAAAUACGAACGGAAGGUGCCGGCGUUCUACUACCGACCUACACCCACGGACUGCACGCUCCUCCGGGAACAGUGGAUUCGAGCCAGGUACGAGAGGAACGAGUUCACCUGCGUGGAGAGACAGGAGCCCUACUCGGCAGGCUACAGAGAGGGGUUUCUAUGGAAACGGGGCCGAGACAAUGGACAGUACCUCAGCCGAAAAUUUAUUCUGUCCGAGCGGGAGGGCGCCCUGAAAUACUUUAACAAGCACGAUGCCAGGGAGCCUAAAGCGGUGAUGAAGGUCCACACCCUUAAUGCCACCUUCCAGCCCACCAAAAUCGGCAAUGCCCAUGGUCUCCAGAUAACGCAUCUGAAGGACAACAGCACGAGGAACGUCUUCGUUUACCACGAGGACGGAAAGGAAAUCGUGGACUGGUUCAACGCCAUCAGAGCGGCUAGGUUUCACUAUCUCCAGGUGGCUUUCCCUGUGGCUAGCAACGCUGACUUGGUGCCAAAGCUAACCAGGAACUACAUUAAGGAGGGGUACAUGGAAAAGACUGGCCCAAAGCACACGGAGGGCUUCAAGAAACGGUGGUUCACCAUGGACGACAGGAGGCUCAUGUACUUCAAAGAUCCACUGGACGCCUAUGCACGGGGCGAGGUGUUCAUCGGCGGCAAGGAAAACGGGUACGUCGUGCUCGCCGGCCUCCCUUCAUCCAUCCAGGGUCACCGCUGGCCGUUCGGAGUCACCAUAGUAACGCCAGACCGGAAGUUCCUUUUCGCCUGCGAGACGGAAGCGGAGCAGAGAGAUUGGAUGGCUGCAUUUCAGAGGGUGGUGGACCGGCAGAUGUUGCCUCAGGAAUACGCAGUGGAGGCCUAUUUCAAGCACAAACCCUAACGUGCAGAAGAGGAGGAGGAGGAGGAGAUGGGGAAAGAGGAAGCUGACAUGAGAUAAGCUACUCCACCUCCCGCCGUCAGACUGUGUAGCCCCGACGCUGAGGGGCUAUAAAGGAGACGGGGGGCUACGGGACGGUAAGAGAGCUUCCACAGGCUGCUGCAGUUUCGGCCCUCUGGCACCACAACGUCCUUCACCCUCAACCCACUCGGUUUCCUUCCGCCUGGUCAGCCACCUCGUCGUGUCCGGCGUCAGAAAUUCUCCCCCGUUCCCUUUUUUUUUGUUUGUUCAUGAACGUCGGCAUCCAUCUGAUACUUGGACUUACGGAAGUGCAUUUUGUCCUGACCUAAACGUCCUUGUUUUGUGUACCCAGAGUAGAUGUUUGUUGUCUGUCAGAGACGGGAAAGACAUUUGAUGUGUUCUGAAAAAAAAAAUUUUGUCGGAAAUUUAAAUCUGCUGCGAGGAGUUUUGUCACUAUUUAUUUAUCGGCCUCUGUUUACCUCGGCUGCCUCUAUAUGACCGAUAUACGUGAUUGAGACCCAUCUGCUAGAAGAUUGGAUAUUGCCAUAUUAUAAUUAAUUAUUCCAUAUGCUGUCCCCUGGGUUUCACGGUGCACAGACUGGAUCCAUAGCCACCAUUACACAUCCAUUCCCUUACCACUGUGUGCACUUGCAAUACCCAUACUUGCAAAUGGCUGUAUUCACCAAAACGUCACCAAAUCUCUCAGUCUUCCUUCCAAAACAAAUGCAUGUCCUCCCAGAGAGACAAUGUAGGUCCUUGUAACAACAGGCAACGCUGAUGCAAAAUGAAUGGAGUCUUUCUUCUAUGACACAGUGCAGCUUUCGCCUACUGGGGGGGGGGGGGGUGAAGUCAAUAAAAAAACCCAAGACUCCUCAUAGCAGCUUUAAAAGACAUGGGAAGAAACUUGUUAUGUAACACAAGUCACAGUACUACUCGAAUGCCGUGAUGCAUGUGAUGAGCUGAAUUGACCUGGCGGACUGGUGGUGGAGGGUGACUGGUAUCUGGUGUGCAUAUAUACAGGCUUUCCCGCCCAGCAUGUGUAAUAUGUACAGCUCGUACAUAGGCAAACGCAGCACGUUAUUCGCCCCGUGUAUCUGUACCUUGUUUUUACCUAGUAAUGUACCGAGUCAUUAACAGAGCCAAGUAAUGCAAAUACAAUAAUCUGUUUCUGCUUUCUGAACAAAUAAAACACACGCACACAAAUUAA
This is a messenger RNA of Lampris incognitus (smalleye Pacific opah), 2545 nucleotides long. RefSeq names its product arf-GAP with dual PH domain-containing protein 1-like. Bases 187 to 1320 code for a protein of 377 amino acids. The record is from RefSeq and is a predicted model, not a curated record. Gene Ontology annotation, cellular component: intracellular membrane-bounded organelle; plasma membrane. Gene Ontology annotation, molecular function: GTPase activator activity; phosphatidylinositol bisphosphate binding. The transcript is spliced from 11 exons. NCBI's taxonomy places the organism in Eukaryota, Metazoa, Chordata, Actinopteri, Lampriformes, Lampridae. Gene Ontology annotation, biological process: positive regulation of GTPase activity.